CAGCAGUGGUUACGGGAAGUUGUUGACUACAUUUUUUGUUUACACUUUACACCACGGCCAUGGUUUAUUUUUUAUAACACCUACGCUAUUUGCUACUGUUAUUGUUUAGUAGUAUUAUAGUAGUAUCGUGGCUAUUGGAGUUUGAUAUUAGGAAUUCGAAGUCCCGUCCACUGGAUAAGGAGCAUUGUUGAUCCGUUUCGACGUUUGUUCAGUAGUCCAGUCCACAGAUUAGUACACACUCUCCAGUCGUCUACGGUCCGUUCGUAGGUCACCACCCACCUAGUGCUAUUUCAUAUUUUUCGGUCAGAGGUCUCGCGGUCUCGAACUUCUAGAACGAGUGAUCUGCUACGACAACUCGUAAGACCUUCUUUUAUAGGUAAUAUCGUUGUGGAAAAAUCGGCCAUGUACAACACUAGGAGUUCAAAAUAAACUUUUAAGAUCUUAUAAUUUCUUAUGAGUGGUGGUAGUCCCGGUAAUCAGUAUAAUAUCAGAAAGAUUGAAACUUACAGACAACCACAGCAACAACCACAGCAACAACAACAACAACAACAUCAAAAUCCAACAAUGACUCAUGUGGCAAAUUGUGUUACACCAAAACCAACUAGUUCAAUGAAAAGUCAAAUUCAACCACCUAUGCCCCUGCAUGAUACACCAUCAGCAUGUCCUAAACCAGUUAUUGAACCUCAAAUACCAACAACCUCGGUUACUCAGACGUCUCCAGUAAAAGAUUUUGAGAAUAAACGGAUAAAACUUGAAGAAGAAAAAUCCAUUAAUGAGAAACCAGAAGUAAAAUGGCCGGUCAAACGAAAAAUUAAUAAGAAAGAACGAAAAAAGCGCCUGAAUGCUCGAAUGCGUCGUUUAGUAUCUCCCAAAAGUCCAUUAAUGGUAUUUUCUGAGUUGUUUAAAGAUGUACCAAUUCAGUUACAAGAGCACUCAAUAAAUAAUGUUAUGGGUUACACUGCUACACUUGAGAUUGAUGGACAUAUGUAUACCGCAAAUCACGUUUCCAAGACUCAAGCCAAACAAAAGGCAUGUGAAAAUUUCUUGCGCAUAAUGUUGGCAAAAAAAAUUAGUGAGCGAUCUGAAAAAAAAGAAGAAUCUCCCAUGGAAACCGAAGUCGAAGAUGGAGAAAAUGGUAUUGUUUCAAAACCUAAAGGACCCCCACAGGAGGAUUUUCCAUGGCCACAUUUUGCUUCAUUAGCUAUGCAUAACUUAAUACAUCAAUGGGAACUGCAACCUGUUUCUAAAGCCAUUAAUUUACAAGAAGAACUACCAAAUGUCAUAAAAUCACCACCAAAAGUGAAGGCUGGUGCUAUGAGAAAGUUCCCCGAAGACCCAAGAAACUGCAAUCCAAUACAGUUGAUAAAUCAAAUGAAGCCCGGUGUCAAAUUUAUAGAAACUAUUAUUAGUUCAAAAACGCCAUCAGUUUUCCAAGUGAAAUGUGAAAUAGACAGCAUUCCAUUUACUGGACAAGGAUCAACAAAAAAAGCCGCUAAGAAGGAAUGUUGUAUUGCAGCAAUCAAAUAUUUCUGGCAAUUCGAUUUCCAUGCUAUAGAAGAUGAUUUACUCACUAAGAAAUAAACAUAUUUGUAAUAAUAUACGUUUGUGUACUAGACAACUUUAUUAGUCAACUGUAACUAUUUUGUUUUAAUAACGUUUAAGGAUAUUUAGUGGUUAUUAUUGUACGAACAUAGUAUUAAUUGUAAUAUAGAUAUUUGUUUUCGUUAUAAAAAUAUCAACUUUUAUAGUAUACUUAAUAUAUUAUAAUUGAUCAGAACCCCCAAUCCGAUAAUAAUUUAAACCUAAAAUAAAUAGGUUAUGCAUGUAUUAUAUGUCAAAAUAAACAUUUUGGCAAUUAAUUCUCUUUAAAAAAAAAAACAACUUUAUCAUAAGAUAUACUUUUAUCCUUCCUUUUUUUUUGCAAAAUUCUAAGUGUAGAACUGCCAAUGCACUUAGAGAAAAGAUUGGUCAGGAUCACUCACUCGCUCACACUGUUUAAUCUUAGGUGGAAGAGGGUGGUGGGGAAUUAUCCAGUACUCUGGACAGUAUCUCAAGGUGAGAGGAAAUUUCCAAACACCAAUACAUUUUAACAAUAAUUUGGUUCUCAGUAAUAAGUUAAAAAUUGUAUUUUUUUUAUUAUUAAUUAUUAAUUAGAAAUUGGCUAUUUCGUAUCAUUGUGCAGUUUAUUAAUAUUUCACCUUUGUGUAGAAUGUAUAAUUUUUAAUAAUUAUAAAUGUUUGUAUUUUGCAAAUUAUAUUUAGUAUGUAUAUUUCUUAAAUAAUAUUGUUUUAUUUUGAUUGAAUCAAGUAUGCCUGUUACCUAUUAUCCUAAUAUAAUUUUAAACACAUUA
Messenger RNA from Myzus persicae (green peach aphid), 2350 nucleotides. RefSeq lists its product as uncharacterized. The transcript is spliced from 10 exons. The record is from RefSeq and is a predicted model, not a curated record. The coding region runs from base 454 to 1581 and encodes 375 amino acids. Lineage: Eukaryota; Metazoa; Arthropoda; Insecta; Hemiptera; Aphididae.